UCUCUCUCUCUCUCUCUCUCUCUCUCUGAGUUAAGAGUCUCAAGAGACAUGGAACCUGCUCAGCCCACAUCAACCUUCAGCAACCCACCACCACCAGAAACACCAGUAUUGGAGAAUGAUGAAGCAGAAUACGGCCAAUAUGACUGUGAUGAGUAUCUGAUACCAAAACCAUCAGAGUGGUUCCCAAAGCUUGUAUCUUUUCAAGCAGAUUUAAUUUACAACUGCAUGGCCACUCUGUCUGCCCCCAUUUUUUCCCUCUUGUCUGUGGCCUCUGAGUCUUACCACCAAGUCGAGCAGACCAAAGACACCGUUGAAUCCGCCGUCCACCAGGUUCCCUCUACCCUCACACAUGGCAGCACCAUCCUCCUCAAGAAGCUUGGUUUUGGGUUGCUUGGGGCUGCUUAUGUCUGUAUGGUUUUGGUCAUGGUUUUGAUUCUAUCUUUUCUUUUGGGUGUUGGGUUGGUCAAUCUUUGGGUGGAGGAGCCUGUGUUUGUGAGAGACAGGUUGCACUUUGAUUACACUGACCCUCAUCCAACGGCUGUCUUUGCUUUUGGUGGGGUUCCUGUUGGACACACUUUUUAUGUCUCUUUGGUCCUAUUGAUGCCUGAAUCUGAUUUCAACAGGGGCAUUGGGGUCUUUCAGAUGAGUGCAGAACUAUUAUCAGUGAAUGGUGAUGUGAUUGCAAAGUCAAGCCAGCCCUGCAUGUUACGAUUUAUGAGCCUCCCGGUUAGACUCACACGAACAUUUCUUAUGGGCGUACCGUUGCUACUAGGAAUCUCUGGAGAAACCCAGAAGUUAGCCAUGCAAAUACUCGAGCAUAAGGAAGGGCAUUUUCCAAGAACCCAAGCCAUAAGAGUAACUUUAUUACCAAGAGCUGGAACCUCGUAUCUUCCCCAGUUGUACGAGGCUGAAAUUUUAUUGAAAUCCCAGCUGCCUUGGAUGAAACAUUUGGUGCGCAGUUGGAAGUUGACUUUUUACGUCUGGACCUCUUUAUAUACCUAUGUUUUGUUCCUCAUAAUUCUCAUACUUUUCUGCAAACCACUCUUGCUGCCAAUGACAAUGAUCACAGCUACUGCCGCAGCAAAUGUCAGUGACCAAAGUUACACCGAGACACAAUCACAAGCCACAUCUCGACCACGACCACGACGACGCCAUAGUAGGGAAUCACAAGCCCAAUCUAGAGACGUUGAAAGUGAGGAUGUUCAAGAGUUGUUGAGGAAAUGGCAACGCAGCAGAAGCAAAAGAAAGGCAAUGUAUUUGCAACCUGGGGAUUUGGAUUUGGGAGCUGCAGAAACUAUUGGCUCAUCUGCAGCCUCAACAAUUAGUAUUACCAGAGAAGAUGCAAGUGUAGCCGCUGAAGAUGUUGGGGACUUGGAAUCAGUGUGUUUAUAAGGCUUGAGAGAGCCGGACCUUAAGUUGAAUCUUGAAUGCUUUUGUAUAAUGACAGCUUUGCUUUGCUGGAUGGCAGGGCAUGUAGAUUAUGUAUGCACUUGUUACCUUCAGUUAAUU
Messenger RNA from Prunus dulcis (almond), 1509 nucleotides. RefSeq names its product seipin-1. Gene Ontology annotation, biological process: lipid storage; lipid droplet organization. The transcript has 2 exons. Gene Ontology annotation, cellular component: endoplasmic reticulum membrane. Lineage: Eukaryota; Viridiplantae; Streptophyta; Magnoliopsida; Rosales; Rosaceae. Bases 49 to 1392 code for a protein of 447 amino acids. The record is from RefSeq and is a predicted model, not a curated record.